AUGGCUGCACAGCACUCCUCGGAAGAAGAAAUCUCACUUGAAGUCCCAGGGUCAACCAAGCCCGGCAAGACCUGGUACGAAAUCAUCGGUACUCUUAACACACCUCCUCUCAUCGCGCUACACGGCGGUCCAGAAACCUUGCUCCUAAACGGGCAAUACGACGAGCCGGCGGACUUGUGUGUCGAGCCGUGGUUUAAUAGUAUUGCCAAGGUUCGAUGGGCGACUCUUGAGAACGCAGCUCAUAUGAGCCAUUGGGAGGCUCGAGAGCGAUUUAUGCAAUUGUGUGGAUAUUGUCUCACGGGAGGUUCUAGUCGCUGA
Messenger RNA from Daldinia loculata, 318 nucleotides. RefSeq lists its product as uncharacterized. NCBI's taxonomy places the organism in Eukaryota, Fungi, Ascomycota, Sordariomycetes, Xylariales, Hypoxylaceae. The record is from RefSeq and is a predicted model, not a curated record. The transcript is spliced from 2 exons. Bases 1 to 318 code for a protein of 105 amino acids.